AUGGGACUCUUACCAAUGAAAUCGUUUUUCCAGUGGUUCGGGUUUUCAAAGACCCGAAAAUCAAAAGAGGACCACUCUUGCAGGCUUCUGGAUGAUACGUUGAUUCACAGCAAUACCUCCUAUUGGUCUCUCAGCGAGCUUCCCUUCACGCACUCUAAGUGGGAUCUCCACUACAUUUCCAUCGAGCAUGCGCUCAGGUCGGCAGAGCAUAUAGAGGACCUGCCGGAGGGAAAAGUGUGUUAUAACAAAAAGGGUCUCCCAUACCAAGAGCACCCUAAGGAGUAUGAAAAUAGGGAGAAGAUAUUCCCCCCCGGAAAGACGCAUCGCGAGGGGCCAUUGCGACCAGAGGAUAGAAUGUGGAAGACCGGAACGGAACCAGGCCCUGCUCGUAUCAUCGGGCCUCAAAAGGAACAUGAACCUAGGUGCAGGAAACGACCGCACUGGAAACUACCGACGUACUGGAAACCAUGCUAUCAUGAUAAGCAAAGAGGGUAUGAUGAUAAGAACAUGGUCUCCGCAACCUAUCACUCAGUUCAUCUGCGACGCCCAUUCAUCGUCCUGUUUGGUGUCUUCUUGCCACCUUCUACCGCAUCUGAUUGUCGCAAUCUCUCGUUUGUUGCUUAG
This is a messenger RNA of Aspergillus brunneoviolaceus CBS 621.78, 624 nucleotides long. RefSeq lists its product as uncharacterized. Bases 1 to 624 code for a protein of 207 amino acids. Lineage: Eukaryota; Fungi; Ascomycota; Eurotiomycetes; Eurotiales; Aspergillaceae. The transcript has 3 exons. The record is from RefSeq and is a predicted model, not a curated record.